Dalotia coriaria is the source of this 2246-nucleotide messenger RNA. Its product is annotated as cytochrome P450 9e2-like. The transcript is spliced from 5 exons. Bases 281 to 1888 code for a protein of 535 amino acids. Gene Ontology annotation, molecular function: heme binding; iron ion binding; monooxygenase activity. The record is from RefSeq and is a predicted model, not a curated record. Lineage: Eukaryota; Metazoa; Arthropoda; Insecta; Coleoptera; Staphylinidae.
UUGUGUUGGCGGAGCGCUACUUUUUUAAUUUCAGCAUCGUGUUUCACGCAUGCGUUCGCAGCUUAGUGCGCGGCGGCUCGAGGUCAUGAUUCAAAUCACAAACAGAAAAUAAUAGAUUUAUUAGUCGUUAGACGAGUGUCACAUAUUGUUGGUACACAGUUAGUGUCCGAGAUUCAUCCGAGCGUGUCGCGGCUAGGAACUGCAUCGAUUUAAACCUUUGCGUCUUUGUGUGUUUGGUAAAAAAAAUUUCAAAGUGCGCUUGCGAGUUCUCAGUCGCAAAAUGUACUUUAUUCUCUUUUGCGUUGCAAUCGCAACGGCGGUCUGCAUCUAUUGGAAGCUAAUAAGACCACACUCCCACUGGAAAAGACUCGGAGUAAAGCAGGGAAAGCCUGCGUUUCUCAUGGGCGAUAACUCCCAGGCAACCAAAAAACACUCGUUCGUCGAGAUGGUUCAUCACAUGUACAAACUUAGUCCACAGGAUAGAUACACAGGCGUUUAUAUGAUGCUGAAUCCCAUGCUGUUGGUACGCGAUCCCGAGUUGAUCAAACAAAUCACCGUGAAAGACUUCGAUCAUUUCUCUGAUCAUGUUCAGAUGAUGCCGACGGACCAUGACAAGAUGUGGAGUCAGAAUUUAUUCACGAUGCGAGGUGAGAAAUGGCGCGACAUGAGAGCGACGCUAAGUCCGGCAUUCACCGGCAGCAAGAUGAAAUUGAUGUUUGAGUUGAUGCGAGAGUGCGGCGAGCAGUUCACCAGCCACUUUGAGGAAACCUACGGCGAUGAGACCGUUGAGCUCGAGCUGAAGGAUGCUUUCCAACGUUUUGGUACCGAUGUGAUUGCAUCAUGCGCGUUCGGCGUCAAGUGUGAUUCUCAACGUGAGCGCAACAAUGAUUUCUAUCUAAUGGGCAAAGAAAUGACUGACAUGGCCUCGUUCAGGAAGAGAAUGAUGUUCUUCGUCAUGUUUAUAUCACCAAAAUUGGCACAAUUUUUCGGUUUCACGUUCUUCCCGAAAAAAGUCGAAGACUUUUUCUUGGAUCUGGUGCGAAGUACAGUGGAAUAUCGCGAGAAGAAUAAUAUUAUUCGCCCCGACAUGAUCCAUUUGUUGAUGGAAGCGCGCAAUGGACGCCUGCAGCACGAUGCGCUCGAAAACACCAAAGAUACCGGCUUUGCAACCGUCGAGGAAUCCGCAAUUGGUAAGGAUCGUCGCAAUAAAACUGAAAAACAGGAGAUCACGCUGGAGAUCAUGACCGCUCAGGCCCUCCUGUUUUUCUUCGGCGGUUUUGACUCGGCUGCGACUCUGGCCAGCCUAUGCUCCUACGAACUGGCGCUAAAUCCUGAUAUCCAGGAGCGUCUACGCGAGGAAAUCCAUGAGACCUUGCGCGAAUGCAACGGCAAGAUCACGUACGAGGCGUUAAUCAAUAUGAAGUACAUGGAUAUGGUCGUUGCAGAAGCCCUAAGAAAAUGGCCGCCGGGGUCAGUCGCUGACAGACUCUGCGUUAAGGACUACACAAUUGAACCACGCUGCCCUGGAGAGCCACGUAUCAAUUUGAAGGAAGGUGAUAAAAUCUGGAUACCCUACAUCGGCCUCCACCGCGACGAAAAAUACUUCCCGGACCCGGAACGCUUCGAUCCCGAACGUUUCAACGACGAAAACAAAGCCAACAUUAAGCCGUACACCUAUUUUCCGUUCGGCUCAGGGCCGCGUAACUGCAUCGCGUCGCGCUUCGCGCUUCUAGAGACCAAGACGGCGAUGUUCUACUUGCUGAACAAGUACGAACUGACCGUGAUCGACAGGACGCCGAUUCCCCUCGUGCUGGAGCGGACUGGCUUCGCGCUGAACGCCGAGGGCGGCCUUUGGAUUGGCUUCAAGCCCAUCAAGCGGGCCGCCUGAAAGUUUUAUUUUAUUUUUUUCAUGCUUUCACGUUUAAUGCGUUAUAAUCCGGGGGGGACGUAGCUGUUAAUGUGUGAGCGCCAAAGCACAUAUUAAUAAUAUUUUGUGAUCGCCGUGCACGGGGGAAGUUUAGAUGCGGGGGAGCUAUACGUAUUGUUUCACAGUUUCACAGUUUCACAGCCCGAUUAAUCACUCCCUGCAGCACUAUUGCUUUAUUACCGGUCGCGAGCUGAAAACUUCAAAUCAAAUAUUUGAAUGUGCAAGAUCAAAGUGAAAAUAGAUUCGUGAUUGCACUAAACUUUUAGGAAUUCAAUAUAACAUCUGUAUUUGCGUGAAUUAAAUAGCGCUCGACUAAAAA